AUGAGGCCGUGGGUGGCGGUGCUGGCUUUGUGGCCAGUGCUGAGGGGGGCAGCCCGGCCGUCGCCCACCUUUCCGAGCAUCACAGACGAGGCGUUCAUCGAGGAAUGCGUGCGCGUCCACAACGAGCUGCGCAGGAAGGUCCAGCCGCUCGCCAGCAACAUGCGCUACAUGACUUGGGAUGAAGCUUUGGCAAGGACUGCAAGGGCAUGGGCAAAUAAAUGCAUUUUUGAACAUAACGUAUACUUAGAGAAGAAACAUCAGUGCCAUCCUAAUUUCACAUCUGUUGGAGAGAAUAUUUGGGUUGGAAGUCAUCAAAUAUUCAAAGCUGGUGAUGCCAUUAAAUCAUGGUAUAGUGAGGUCAAUUUCUAUACCUUCGCAAAUCAGAAAUGUACUAAGACUUGUGGUCAUUACACUCAGGUUGUUUGGGACUAUUCAUACAAAAUAGGCUGUGCUGUUACUCUGUGUAAGAAAGUUGCAGGAAUACGAAAUGCAGCAAAUUUUGUUUGCAACUAUUCACCAGGUGGUAAUCUUCCAAGAAGACCAUAUAGAGAAGGAAGAUCAUGCAGUAAUUGUGCAAAAGGGGACACCUGUGAAAAUAAACUGUGUAGAAAUCCAGAACGUGACAAGAUUAUCUAUUACCCAGGAUGGUACCCACCUUGGGAGUUCAGAUUUGUGUGCAACGCAGUUUGUAUCACAGUUAUAGCUUUCAGACAAUUGCUGAUGUUUCUCGCUUUUGUGGCUGUUUAUUUUAUAAAGAAACGCUUUGCAAACAUGCAUAUGUCUGCCUAACUGGAUUUGAAAUACAUACUAUCUUCUGAAGAUACUUGGUAAUGAAUUAACAAAAAAGUAAUACUGACAUGACUUUAAAGACAACUUUUUUUUUGACUAUGAUUUUGUUUCCUAUUACUUUAUGCUCCUUAGAGACAGCUAACAUGCCAAAACAAGUGAAAUUAUAUGUGGGUAAAACCCAUAUUGGGAAAAUACUAAGCUAAAGAUAUUACCUGGUAAGGUUUGGAGCCUUAUCUCUUAAAUAUCAAAUUUCUCAAAACACUGAUAUACUCUAUUCCUGGAAUUCAAGGAGAAAAGUAUGUCUCAAUUUAAAAACUGUUACAAUUCAUAUUAUACCAAUAUUUAAAAUGACAAUUGCUUAAUUUUGAUGCUGAGAAAAAGGUAGCAUAUUAAGUACUCAGUGCUGUUUUCUAGAGUAACAGAAUGUUCUGAAUAAAAUGUUUAAGGAAUAUUUUAUAGAAAGAUGGUUCUUCAGUAGUCUGGACAUUUGUGAAGUCAGUGCAACUUGUUAUUUAUAAGCCAAUGUCUUUAUUGUUCCCCAUUCAAAAUGUGAAGCUUUAGAUUUAUUAUUAAGUAUUUUGUUCCUAACUCCCUAUGAUUUU
Messenger RNA from Calidris pugnax (ruff), 1391 nucleotides. Its product is annotated as GLIPR1-like protein 1. Gene Ontology annotation, cellular component: extracellular region. The coding region runs from base 1 to 789 and encodes 262 amino acids. NCBI's taxonomy places the organism in Eukaryota, Metazoa, Chordata, Aves, Charadriiformes, Scolopacidae. The record is from RefSeq and is a predicted model, not a curated record. The transcript has 6 exons.